UAAAGCAACUGCACGGCUGCGUAGACGUUCCACUGAGCAUGCAUAUCUAACACAAGCAGCACAUUCACCGGACGCGAAUAACAACGCAAAUAAUAACAAUUUACCACAACCGCCACUACGUCGUUCCCCACGCUUUAAAUCAAAAAAACAAUUACAACAGCAGAUUGCUUCUUCUUCGGCUGAUAACAUUUCCCUUCAAAAAAACUCUAUUUCGACGCUUCGAUCGAGAAAUAACAUAAAACCAGUUAAUCAAGCCUCAUUGACAUCUUCACCAUUAUUUUCUUC
This is a messenger RNA of Scutellospora calospora, 285 nucleotides long. The record is from the annotation of a GenBank genome assembly. Lineage: Eukaryota; Fungi; Glomeromycota; Glomeromycetes; Diversisporales; Gigasporaceae.